Molecule: messenger RNA, 2980 nt
Organism: Physcomitrium patens
Lineage: Eukaryota; Viridiplantae; Streptophyta; Bryopsida; Funariales; Funariaceae
Product: putative glutamyl endopeptidase, chloroplastic
Biological process (GO): proteolysis
Molecular function (GO): serine-type endopeptidase activity
Source: RefSeq, a predicted model, not a curated record
GUGUGAUAUGCCGUCAACGUUCACGACAAGGCUUGUAGGGCUAAUGGCAUCUUCGCUGUCCUUCUGUGAAGGCCGAGCUUCUGUAGCUAAGAAGCUAAUGCCCUGCCCUGAUAUUGUGUUCUGAAGCUAGGAAUCCGAUCCCGCUGCAGAUUGCAGAAGAUUCCCCUUGAGUUGUCGAAUCGAUAGUGGAAGCAAAUAAAGGGUUUCCUUAUUUCCGAAUUUGAAUCCUUGGGAGUUUGUGAAGAUCAGAGCGAUGGGAAUUCACGAUGUACGAAACCUGGUUGCAUUAGCAGGCACAGAGUCUACGGCUGGAUCUGCUACAGGCGCAACAAAUUAUGAAAGCACACAACCAGCCGACAAUGGAUAUCAGAUUCCACCGGAAGAGAUCAGGAAAAUUGUAGAUGCACCUCCAACCCCUACCCUCAUGUUUUCUCCAACGAAAAAGACGAUUCUUUUCUUACAGCGACGGUCGUUAGCACCCCUGUCGGACAUAGCAAGGCCAGAGCUUAAGCUGGGUGGCAUGCGCAUCGAUCCCGAGUACAACACAAAGAGUCGGAUGUCCUUCUAUACAGGCAUUCAUAUUCGCAAGGUGCUUAGUGACAAUAACAUAGGCGAGGACCUCGUCAUGACUGGAGUUCCGGAAGGGUCUAGAAUCAAUUAUUGUUCCUGGUCACCAGAUGGCCGUUACUUUGCGUUCAGUGUUCGAGAACCGGAUCAGGGCGAAGGUCCAGUGACGUUGCCCAGUCUCUGGGUUGCGGAUGCUGAAACCGGGAAGGCGAGGCAGCUCCUUGGUGCCCCUGAAUAUGCGCUCAACACCGUCCUUGACCACUUUUCUUGGAUUGAUGAUACUCGUCUUGUGGUAUGCACUAUCCCUCAAGGUCGAGGUGCACCUCCCAAGAAACCCCCAACUCCGUUUGGUCCAAAGAUUCAAUCGAACGAAGGGCAGGCUGUGAUGCAAAAUCGUACAUAUCAGGACUUGUUGAAGGAUUCUCAUGAUGAGAACUUGUUUGAAUAUUAUGCAACGUCGCAGAUAGUGAUUGUCUCUAUAGAUGGACAAGCACUACCAAUUGGGCCACCAGCUUUAUAUUGUGAUGUUGAAGCUUCCCCUGAUGGUCAUUUUCUACUGGUUCGAUACCUUCAUCGGCCAUUUUCGUUUAUUGUACAUCUCGCUAGAUUUCCUAAAAAGAUUGAGGUAUGGCGACCGAGUGGGGAGAUUGUAAAAGAAGUAUGUGAUUUGCCGCUUGCGGAGGAUAUUCCAAUCUCUUUUGAUAGUGCAAGGAAGGGUCGCCGCUCAGUCAAUUGGCGAAAUGAUAAGCUGGCCACUCUCUAUUGGGUGGAAGCACAAGAUGGAGGUGAUCCCAAAAAUGAGGUGUCGCCCAGAGAUAUUGUGUACACUGAGCCAGCAGAAGGAGGGUUUCCUCAAGUGAUCGCAGAGACUGAUCUUCGUUUCCAAGGCAUUUGUUGGAUGGACGAUGAUCUUGCGUUACUUUACGAUGGUUGGUACAAGACUAGAAAGACUCGCACUUGGGUUAUUACUCCUGGUAAUCCAGAGAAGGAGAAACAUAUCUUGUUUGAUCGAUCUACUGAGGAUGUGUAUGGAGACCCUGGCAGUCCGAAGCGCCGCCAAUCAAGUUUGGGAACAUACGUGCUAGCUCAAGUUAGGAAUUCAGCUGGUAAUAAGUGCUUACUGCUGGAUGGCCGUGGCGCGACUCCUGAAGGAAAUAUUCCAUUCCUGGACCUCCUUGAUAUAGAAACUGGAGAGAAGGAGCGCAUUUGGCAGAGUGUGAAAGAGAAGUAUUACGAAACGUUGGCCCUCUUAAUGGCUCCGAAAGGUGACGAAGUUUUGACUCUCGACAAUUUCAAAAUCGUUAUAGCAAGAGAGUCCCAAACAGAACCGCACCAGUUCUAUUUUGUCUGUUGGCCCGCGAAAACGGAGACCAGAAUUACCAACUUUCCUCACCCUUAUCCCCAACUAAAAGAUCUGAACAAGGAGAUAAUACGUUAUGCGAGGUCUGAUGGUGUCCAACUGACUGCAACUUUGUACACACCACCCGGCUUUGAUUCAGCUAAAGGCAAACUUCCAUUGCUAAUGUGGGCAUAUCCUCGAGAAUUUAAAAGCAAAGAUAACGCGAGCCAAAUGAGGGGUUCUCCGUUCUCCUUCGCUGGCAUAAAUUCUACUUCUCCGCUUCUGUGGCUAGCUAGAGGAUUUGCUAUUCUUGAUGGGCCAACAAUGCCAAUUAUUGGUGAAGGUGACGAAGAGCCCAAUGAAAGGUAUGUUGAGCAGCUGGUGGCGAGUGCAAAAGCUGCCGUUGACGAAGUUGUCAGGCGCGGGGUAGCUGAUCCAAACAAGAUUGCGGUGGGAGGACAUUCUUAUGGAGCCUUCAUGACAGCCAAUCUUUUGAUUCAUGCCUCAGAUUUAUUUGCCUGUGGAAUAGCUCGAUCUGGAGCUUACAACAGAACCUUGACACCUUUCGGUUUUCAGGCAGAAGAGAGAACUCUCUGGGAGGCACAGAAGACCUACAUCGAGAUGAGCCCAUAUAUGUAUGCGAAUCGCGUCAAAAAACCCCUUCUUCUAAUUCAUGGAGACGAGGAUAAUAAUUCUGGCACAAUGACCAUGCAGUCGGAGCGAUUCUUUAGUGCAUUGAAGGGACACGGAGCGCUUACGAGGCUAGUUCUUCUGCCACUUGAGAGUCAUGGUUAUCAGGGGCGUGAGAGUGUGAUGCAUUGCUUGUGGGAAAUGGACCGCUGGUUACAACUGCAUUGUGUGAAUGCCACGGGAAACGCGUCAGCUUCAGAUAAUGCAGAAGCAAACCCUGCAGUGACCUCUUCAGGCGCAGUUGGAGAGAGUGCCAAUGAGAAUGAUCCAUUCGCGAGACCGUCCACGCGUGGAUUCGCAGCUUUAUCAUCCUUGUAACAAAAUGACUCAGCUUAAUAAAUCAAAUAUGGCGACAUGAUUUGAUCUAGCAUCACCCAGUUUCAA